AUGAGUAAACGCAAAGGAGAAGAAAUAAUAAAUGUUGAUUUUGAUUUUUUUGAUCCGAAAGAUAGUGAUUUUCAUUCAAUAAAAACUUUGUUAAAACAAUUGUUUUCUUCAGAUUCAGAGUUGUUUGAGUUGAGUGAAUUAACAGAAUUAAUUGUAAAUCAACCAUCAGUAGGCACAACUGUUAAAGUGGAUGGAAGUGACUCUGAUCCUUUUGCAUUUCUAACUGUAUUAAAAUAUCAAUGA
Molecule: messenger RNA, 243 nt
Organism: Entrophospora sp. SA101
Lineage: Eukaryota; Fungi; Glomeromycota; Glomeromycetes; Entrophosporales; Entrophosporaceae
Source: the annotation of a GenBank genome assembly